AUGUCGUCGUCGCAAUCUAACCAGUCGGUGAAUGCUGCAAGUACCACGCAAAGAAGCAUUCAUGCCAGAGAAUCCACCGAUCUGGUUCAACACUCACUCGAGGGCCCAGAAAUUCAUCAAGGAUUAGAAAUUCCCCAGAGUUCUGUUACAUCAGUGCCUUCUACUUUGACGACAACGUCUACAGACAGCGGAAUAAGAAGACCCACUAAACAAUUACGUCUAAUGGGAUCUUUCAAAUCCAGUAAAGAGCUUAGUGAAUCAGAUAUUAAGGACCUAAAUCUUGCAGUCAUAAAAAUGAUUGUUUGGGAUUAUCAACCUCUUACAAUCGUUGAAGAUCCAUUGUACACUUUCCCCUCACGCAAGAAUUUAACUACUAAACUUAUUCCAGACUUAUAUGAAAGUGAGGUGGAAAAAUUACAACUUAAAUUAUCAUGUGUAAAUUAUGUUGGUGUUACAACAGACCUCUGGACAUCGGAUAGUAACAAGCACUACAUUACUGUAACAACACAUAUUAUUGUGAAUGCAGAGUUACACAGUAUUGCAUUGCAAACUUCUGAAGUACAUGAUAACCAAACAGGACCAAAAAUAGCCUCUGAACUAAGGGAGAUUUUCGCAAAGUGGAACAUUGACAGGAAGAUCAUCACAGUAGUAUCGGACAAUGGUGCGAACGUAAAAUCAGCAAUAAAUGAUAAUUUACGUAAGCAUCAUCAUCCGUGCGUGGCCCACACUUUGAAUUUAUCAGUAAAGGAUGGGCUGACUCAAAAUGAAGAAUUGUGCACUAUAUUAGACAAGUGUAGACGCAUUGUGGGCCAUUUUAAGCAUCGUGCACAGGCAGUGGAGAAAUUAACAAGGAUGCAACUACAAAUGGGUCUUCAUGUUUUAAAAAUAAAGCAAGACGUUGCAACUCGUUGGAGCUCCACCUAUAUUAUGAUUAAAAGAUUAGUGGAAAUUAAGGCUCCACUAACAGCAGUGUUAUCAAGUUUACCGAAGGCUUCUCAAAUGCUUAGUGCAGAGGAAUGGCUAGCAAUUGAAGAUUGCGUUCCUUUGCUGAAGCCAUUUGAUUUGAUGACAACAACAUUAUCUGGGGAAAAAUAUGUUACGUUGUCAUCAAUCAUACCACUUUUGCGGGGACUCCAAUAUUCCCUUAAUAAAAUUAAUUGUGUUACUGAAAUAGGUAACAAAUUAAAAAAUGACUUUCACACCAAUUAUUUGGAGACGAUUGGGCAGUUAUGAACGGGAUAAACUGUCCGCGAAGGCCACCUUCCUGGAUCCCCGCUACAAAAAACAUGCAUUCGGGUCACAAGAUAACGCAGAGAAUGCUGAGAAAUGGGUAACGGAAGAACUGGGAACUCUGUUCGCUGAAAGUUCAACGGAAGAUCCGAUUCCUAUAGUCAAAGUUGAGGAGCCUAAAACUGCUGAUACUGACAUGUUGUCACCAUUUCCAUGGUGAAGCAAUACCUUUCGUUGCCCAAUGUUCCACGGUCCUCGAAUCCUAUUUUCUAAAAAGGGAUGUUAACAAAUUAUAGAAGAAA
Messenger RNA from Aethina tumida (small hive beetle), 1532 nucleotides. RefSeq names its product E3 SUMO-protein ligase ZBED1-like. The transcript is spliced from 2 exons. The coding region runs from base 1 to 1233 and encodes 410 amino acids. Lineage: Eukaryota; Metazoa; Arthropoda; Insecta; Coleoptera; Nitidulidae. The record is from RefSeq and is a predicted model, not a curated record.